Messenger RNA from Rhinopithecus roxellana (golden snub-nosed monkey), 616 nucleotides. RefSeq names its product pregnancy-specific beta-1-glycoprotein 11-like. The coding region runs from base 185 to 616 and encodes 143 amino acids. Gene Ontology annotation, cellular component: plasma membrane; cell surface. NCBI's taxonomy places the organism in Eukaryota, Metazoa, Chordata, Mammalia, Primates, Cercopithecidae. Gene Ontology annotation, molecular function: protein tyrosine kinase binding. The record is from RefSeq and is a predicted model, not a curated record. The transcript has 2 exons. Gene Ontology annotation, biological process: signal transduction; regulation of immune system process.
AGAGGGGAGGGGACAGAGAGGUGUCCUCGGCACAGACCCUGCCCAUGAGCCUGAGAAGUGCUCCUGCCCUGGGAAGAGGCUCAGCACAGAAGGAGGAAGGACAGCACAGCUGACAGCCGUGCUCAGAAAGUUUCUGGAUCCCAGGAUCAUCUCCACAGAAGAGAACACGCAGGCAGCACAGGCCAUGGGGCCCCUCUCAGUGCCUCCCUGCACACUGCACAUCACCUGGAAGGAGCUCCUGCUCACAGCAUCACUUUUAAUCUUCUGGAACCCACCCACCACUGCCCAAGUCAUGAUUGAAGCUCAACCAACCAAAGUUUCUGAGGGCAAGGAUGUUCUUCUACUUGUCCACAAUUUGCCCCAGAAUCCUGCUGCCUACGUCUGGUACAAAGGGCAAAUAAUGGACUUCUACCAAUUCAUUAUAGAAUAUACAAGAUACCCUGAUAGAAUUCUAUUUGGGCCUGCAUACAGUGGACGAGAAACACUAUAUUCCAAUGGAUCCCUGCUGAUCCAGAAUGUCACCAAGCAGGACACAGGAUCCUACACCGUAAAAAUCAUGAAGCGAAUUGAUGAGACUAAAGGAGUAACUGGACAUUUCACCUUAUACCAUGAGUGA